Messenger RNA from Pangasianodon hypophthalmus (striped catfish), 2158 nucleotides. RefSeq lists its product as uncharacterized. Lineage: Eukaryota; Metazoa; Chordata; Actinopteri; Siluriformes; Pangasiidae. The transcript has a single exon. The record is from RefSeq and is a predicted model, not a curated record. The annotation marks the transcript as partial.
ACUCCACCACAACCAACCUCCCCAUCCUCACUCCCCAACAACCCCCCCACUACACCACCACCAACCUCCCCAUCCUCACUCCCUAACAACCCUCCCACUCCACCACAACCAACCUCCCCAUCCUCACUCCCCAACAACCCCCCCACUACACCACCACCAACCUCCCCAUCCUCACUCCCCAACAACCCCCCCACUCCACCACAACCAACCUCCCCAUCCUCACUCCCUAACAACCCCCCCACUCCACCACCAACAACCUCCCCAUCCUCACUCUCCAACCACCCCCCCACUCCACCACCACCAACCUCCCCAUCCUCACUCCACCACCACCAACCUUCCCAUCCUUACUCCCCAACCACCCCCAUCCCACCAGCAACUUCAAUUUCCAACUCUCCAAACACCCCUCCACUCCACCACCACCACCACCAACCUCCCCAUCCUUACUCCCCAACCACUAACCCCGCCACCCUUAGCACCCCUGCACCCCCCACACCCACACUGGGCUGCACAUCAAACACAGUGUUAUAAUGUGUCUGUACGCGGUGUUACCAUUCUCUUCCCUUUUCCAGAGAUCACACAGUUGGCCGGUAAUCAUAUCUUUCACAAGAUCUCUCCGGCAGAAUUUUGCUGGCUGUGGCACCUGUUCACCUCCCAAAUAGAGAGAGAGAGAGAGAGAGAGAGGAGGAGGGGGGGGGCGGUGUUACGAGAGGGAGAGAGGAUCAAGCUAGUGUCAAUUUAUCCAUCAAGCUAACUAUUGUAACCCUUAUAUUUUUGUCCUCCAGUGGCACCUUGCAUUUUGUUGCUGUUUUUUUUUAAAAAUUCUUUUCUAUAUUGAUGCUUUUGCAAUAUUGCACAUAAACAAUCAUGCCAAUGAUCUGCUUUGAAAAAAAAACAUUGAGAGAGAGAGAGAGAGAGAGAGAGAGAGAGAGAGAGAGAGAGUAUGGAAGUGAUGUGGGUAUGUGUGUUAUGAGAUAUCAGAGACAUAACAGUGGAGGCCAGAUACAUUCUCCACAUGACUUCCUAGCAGUCCUAUGUUAGGUGAGGGGCAAAGUGCUCAUAUGUGCUUCUGAGGUUUUUAAAAUAAAAAAACUAAAAAGCAGCAUGCUUAGAUUUGUGAGAUAACUCAUUUCAAGUGAUGAAUUAGGUCAAACCACACAACAGUCUGAAUCUCAAAAAGAGUGUUCACUGCACAAAUUUGAGCCAAAUUUGAAACAAAAAUGGACUGACGGUUCAUGUCAAAAGAGUACUAACAGUGCUUUAUCUUAUAACCUGAGUUUCCAUUUGGAGUCUCUGGAUCACCAGGCUUUGGGGCUCCCUGUAUCAGAAUGAAUUAGAAACUCAUGCCUUAUUAAUUUCAGUCAUUUUUGUAUUAUUCUGGAGUGUCUAUGUAACACACUCCAGAUGAUAUUUACUUUAAAAAUUUACUUAUUUUCUGCCUCUUCAACUCACAGCCCAUUUUUUAAUAGAACCACCCAGUAGAUAUUAAUACUCAUAGCAGACCCACAAUGUUUUUUAAUAGUCCUUAAUAGACUCAAGUUCCAAAAUUCAGCUGUUCUGACUAAGAAUAUGAGGAAGAAAAGGAGCAAAACAUUUCAUUGUGAUGGCAGCAAGAGGUUUCAGAUGUCUCCUUUGAAAUGAGCCAAGCUUUGUAACCCGUUGUUCAAUACCUGAGCAAGAAAAUGCUGAUUCAUUGUUUAAUGUAUUGACAUACUCGCCUGUGUUUUCAAUGCUGGACUGAAAUAAAUGUGGCAUGCACAUCAACACAUGAAGAGAGCAGUUGGAAGAUCACUUAGAAAUCUUUACACUUAGUGUAGUGUUGAGUUUGCUAGCACAUUCAGUAGAAUGCUGUGGGAAAGUCCCAAAACAGUAAUAAAAACAAUAGUAUGUCAAAAUAGUAUGCAACCAGUUGUUACUUUGUGUGGUGAAGAAAUGUUUAGAAAGAUAAUAUGCAGUUUGGCAUGUAGCUUGUGUCUCACUUACACUGUAUGUUAAUUUCAGCCAUGGACCAACAACACUGAUUUAUAAUAAUGAAUCUCCUGCAUGAUGUAAGCCAGUUGUUUUAAUAUAAUAUAUGAAAUGAUAUCAUCUGUGUUUGAGUCUCUGUUGGUUCUGGAUGCCUUUUUAUUUCAAAGCACCACACUAUCCCAGAUGUCUUUUU